GUUUGGUAUGUUGUUAGGCACUACCAGCAUUGUCAAUUUCAGGAUGUUGUCAAUGGCUUAGUGUUGUGUUUUUUCUUGUUAUGGACUUUGUAUAAGUUAUUGUUUUUAUACUUUGUUUGUCGGCAACAUGGAUGCCUUCGACAACGACCCAUAUCUUAACUUUAAGCCUCCUCCAGAAGCUCCUGUGUUUACUCCAACCGAGGAGGAGUUCGCUGAUCCGUUAGCUUAUAUUGCUAAAAUAAGGUCGAUUGGUUUACAAGCUGGUAUAGUGAAAAUAAAACCUCCACCGGAUUGGCAACCACCUUUUGCUGUGAAUGUUGAAACAUUCAGAUUUACACCUAGAAUACAAAAGUUAAAUGAAAUGGAGGCACACUCUCGGAUUAAACUUAAUUUCUUUGAUUGUUUGUACAAGUUUUGGGAUUUACAAGGAUGUACUCUCAAAAUACCUACGGUGGAAAGAAAGAUAUUGGAUCUAUAUAAACUCUUUAAGACAGUUGAGGAGGAAGGUGGCAUGGAACUGCUGAACAAGGAGAGACGCUGGGCUCGUGUUGCUGACAAGAUGGGUUAUCCACAUGGCAGAGGUGUGGGCCACACUCUUAAGCACCACUAUGAACGCAUCUUGUUCCCUUUCUUUUUGUUUAAAAAGGGAGAGACUGUCAAGUUUAUACCAGAGCAAAAGCCUAUAGUUCCUGAUGAAAUAGACAAAGCAGAUAAGGACUGGAAACCUAGCUGGAAGGGGGACAAAGACAAGAAUCGCAAAGCUAAAAGAGCUGUCAAAGAGAGCCCAACUCCUUCAAAUGAUGCUUACGAGUGCUUGGUAAGAAAGGACCCAGACAUUGACUACAGCAAAAACAGUGAGCUUAAGAAGCUGCAGUUUUUUGGUGCAGGACCUAAAGCUGCUGUUCCUGGUUCCAAAGAUGAUCCGGAUGUCAAGCUUGAAGACAAGGCUGAUAAUAGAAAGAGUCGACAGAAGAUGUCCAUUCCCGGGGCUUACUCUGGGGCUGACAAGUACUACUGUCACAUGUGUGGUCGAGGAGAUGGGGAGGACCAAAUGCUCCUUUGUGAUGGCUGUGAUGAUGCCUUCCACACCUACUGUCUGGUGCCCCCACUCGCCGAAGUUCCUAAAGGUGACUGGAGGUGUCCUACUUGUGUGAAGCAGAUGACAAUGUUUUUACUUGUACAGGCCUGUAGUAAACCCCUAGAACCAUAUGGCUUUGACCAGAGCAAGAGAGACUACACUCUACAAUCCUUUGGAGAAAUGGCAGAUCAUUUUAAGGCAUCCUAUUUCAAAAUGCCUGUACAUAAGGUAACAACAGCGCAGGUGGAAAAAGAAUUUUGGCGACUGGUGAACAGUUUUGAAGAGAAUGUGAUGGUUCAGUAUGGUGCUGACAUUCAUGCCAUGGAAAUGGGCAGUGGGUUCCCUACAAAGAACACAGAGGAUCUACUACCAGAGGAUGAGGAGUAUGUGACAUCUGGCUGGAACCUGAACAAUCUGCCAGUGUUGGAGCAGUCUGUGUUGUGUCACAUCAAUGCGGAUAUCUCUGGGAUGAAGAUCCCUUGGUGCUAUGUAGGCAUGUGUUUCUCAAGCUUCUGUUGGCACAUUGAGGAUCACUGGAGCUACUCCAUUAAUUACUUGCAUUGGGGGGAGCCUAAAUCUUGGUAUGGUGUGCCAGGCUCAGCAGCUACCAAAUUUGAAGAUGCCAUGAAGGAGACAGCACCAGAACUCUUUGAGCAAGCUCCUGACUUACUUCAUCAGCUAACAACUAUCAUGAACCCAAACAUUCUGAUGAAGAAAGGAGUGCCUAUUUUCAGAACAGAUCAGUGUGCUGGAGAAUUUGUGGUGACAUUUCCCAGAGCAUAUCAUGCUGGAUUCAAUCAGGGAUAUAACUUUGCAGAAGCUGUCAACUUCUGUCCUGCAGAUUGGCUGCCUAUUGGUAGAGCCUGCAUUGAUCAUUACAGGUCCUUGCAUCGGCAAUGUGUAUUUUCACAUGAAGAACUCAUCUGCAAAAUGGCUGCUGACCCAGACAGCCUUGACCUCAAUUUGGCUGCAGCUACUCAUGCUGAUAUGCUAAGCAUGGUAGAGGAGGAGAGAGAUCUGCGGAAAUCAUUGUUGGAGAGAGGAACCUUCAAUGCUGAGAGAGAAGCAUUUGAACUGCUGCCAGAUGAUGAGCGUCAGUGUGAUGUCUGUAAAACAACUUGCUUCCUGUCAUCAGUAACAUGUCCCUGUCAACCAAAUCGCCUGGUGUGUCUUUACCAUGUGGAGGACUUGUGUGACUGUGCUCCAUCUAGGCAUGUCUUACGCUACAGGUACACGCUAGAUGAAUUACCUAGUAUGCUGCAUCGCCUGAAAGUCAGAGCAGAAUCUUAUGACAACUGGAACUCUUUGGUUAAAAAUGCUUUAGAGGCCACAGGAGAUGAUAAAUUAGAGCUGAAUGAAUUGAAAGAGCUAAUCACUGAAGCUGAGGAGAAAAAAUUUCCAGACUCUGACCUCCUACAGACUUUGAUUAAUGCUGUCUCUGAGGCUGAAAAGUGUUCUAAUGUAGCCAACCAGUUGGUCAGCAAGAAAAUCAGAACUAGGAACAGACAAUCCAUUGAAGGCAAAUAUGUGGCUAAACUGACCUUGGAUGAAUUGAACUGUUUCUUUGAGCAAGUGAAUGGGCUUCCAUGUAUCAUUAAAGAAACCAAAUCAAUCAAAGAACUUCUGGAUAAAGUGGUUGAGUUCCGUGAGGAAGCUCAGGAUGCUCUAGAUGCUGAGACUCCUGAUUCUGAACAAGUGGAGACACUGAUUGAAAUAGGCAUUAGUCUAGAUGUAGAUCUACCAGAGAUACCCAAGUUGAAACAGGUGUUACAACAAGCUCGUUGGUUAGAUAAUGUCCGCGCCUCCAUUAAGGAGCCCAAUUCCGUCACUUUAGACACAAUGAGAAAGUUGAUAGAGUCUGGUGUUAGCCUAGCACCACAUCCAGCAGUAGAGAAAGCCAUGGCAGAACUUCAAGAGUUAUUAACAGUCAGUGAAAGGUGGGAAGAGAAGGCCAGAAUUUGUCUUCAAGCCAGACCACGUCAUCUCCUUACAACUUUGGAAGCUAUUAUAGCGGAGGCUAGAAAUAUUCCAGCAUACUUGCCAAACAUUGGUUCUUUGAGAGAAGCUGUUAAAAAGGCAAAAGAAUGGAUUCAAAAGGUUGAAAGUAUUCAGAGUGUAGAACAAUAUGCCUACCUCGAAAUAUUGGAAGGUUUAGUGUCUAAAGGCCGUCCCAUCCCUGUGCGCUUGGACCAACUGCCCCAGCUCGAGUCUCAGGUGGCUGCUGCUAAGUCUUGGAAAGAAAGAACUGCCAGAACAUUUCUCAAGAAAAAUUCUUCCUUCACACUUUUGGAGAUUCUGUCUCCCAGAACUGAUAUAGGUGUUUACAAUGGUGGCCGCUGUAAGAAGAAACGUAUCAAGGAUGCAGAGAAGAAAGACAAUGAGAGUGUGCUGGACUAUGCAAGUGAUGACAGUAGAAACUCUGGCGUGUCCAUUCUCACUCAGGUGGCUGCCUUCAAGAUGGGGGAAGUCAAGGAAGUGGAACUUAUGAGAGACCUCAGAACUCGCAACAUGGAAAAGAGGCAGGAUUCAGAUGCUAAGUUUUGUGUUUGUCGUAAACCAUCAUCAGGCUUUAUGCUUCAGUGUGAACUUUGCAAGGAUUGGUUUCAUGGAACCUGUGUUUCCUUCCCAAAGUCAGCCAGCAUUAAAAAUAAAACAUCUCAGGCAGCAAUAAUGCAGGCUACAAAAGAGAUGAAAUUCCUGUGUCCACUUUGUCUAAGGUCAAGGCGCCCUAGGUUGGAAACAAUCCUAUCCUUGUUAGUGUCACUGCAAAAGUUGCCAGUGCGUAUGGCAGAAGGGGAAGCCCUGCAGUGUCUGACUGAGAGAGCAAUGGCAUGGCAGGAUCGAGCCAGACAAGUGCUAACUACGACUGAUAUGGCCUCCGCAAUGGCGCAACUGAGUGUAAUGAGUCAGAGAAUGGUUGAGCAGGCAGCUCGGGAAAAGACUGAAAAAAUUAUCAAUGCUGAGCUACAGAAGGCAGCGAACAAUCCUGAACUACAACCUCACUUGGCCUCUGUGACACAGAGUGCUUUUGGCAACAGGGAUAAUUCUGCUCUGUCUUUACUGCAACAUGGAGGCACUGAGGAUAUGUCCAUGUUAGCCAAACAUCAUCAGAUAUACGCUGAUGAGCGUCACAACAGAGACUUUGAUUCCUCAAGGGAAGCUGGGGUCGGGGUGAACAUGGAUGAUCCUGUUUCACCUACCCCUGGGGACAUGUCGCCUCUCCACCAGACCCUGAUCCCUGCUCCCAACCCCAUGUCUCAGGACAUUGGUGCAGAGAUAGACAUUUCAUCUGUGUCAUCUUUGGGCAUGUCCUCUGAACAUGCUUAUUCUUCUGUCUCUAAAGGUGUAUCCAAUGGCUCACCGCGUAAAAACAUGCGCAAGUCUCCAUUGUUGCCCAGAACCUGUGAAGUGCUCUUACUUGAUGUAGCAGAGACAAAGAAAGCUCAGCUGGAAGAGCUGAUGAUGGAAGGGGAUCUGCUGGAGGUGUCUCUAGAUGAAACCCAACAUAUCUGGAGAAUAUUGCAGGCCUGCUAUUCAAGGUCUGAGCCCAAUAGGUUCUCAGACAUGGAGAUUUCUAGUCAAGGUUUGUAUGAGAAGAAGAAAGAGAUGAAAAAGAAAGAUGGCAUUCUAAAGAGCAAAGAGAUAAAAAGAAAGAAGAAUCUUGGUGAAAACAAACUGAGUGAUUUGAUGAUUAAAAGAAUCAAAGUGGAGAAUGGUGUGGAGAGAAUUAUUAAGAAAAAGAAACUUCAGAAGAAGACAAAGAAGGAAAAUGCUGGUGACAAUAAAGAUUUUCUGAAGUUAAAACUUAAGGAUACUGGUGAUGGGGGGACACCUGGAACAGAUGUGAAACCCAAAAUCAAGAAGAAAAGGAAACUAAUGAAGAGUGCUGGCUCCACUUCUAGCCCGCCACCAUCCACAACUCCUGCCACUAAUGAGUCGUCAGAUGGUCAGAAAACAAAUGGCACUAGUGUCAAGACAAAAGAGAGGAGGCCUAAAGUCAGGAAAGAGAGGAAAAUAAAAGAGGAACUGGUCAUGAUGGAUGAUAGUGAUGAUAAUGAUGAGGACUGCUCAGCCUACAAAUGCCAGCGUCCCACUGGUGAGGCAGUCAACUGGGUGCAAUGUGAUAAAUGUGAACUCUGGUUUCAUCUGCUGUGUGUUGGCUUGAAGAAAGAGGAAGUUCGUGACGAGGAAGAUUACGUCUGUUUCAGCUGUAGGGAGGGCAACAGCGUGGCCUUGGUUGGCUCCCCUUCUAAGACUGGUUCAGCAGACACCCCCAUUGACCCAGAUAAAAUAAAGAAGGAGCCAAAAGACAAGGUCUUUGACACGAGCCCUCCCUGCUCACCCAGUGUGCAAGCUGCUGCGGAGAAAGCCAUUUCAGAUGUUGUGGAGGCUGUGGCUGCGAGCUCUAAGGAAAGGAAGCUAGAGGCAGAGAAGAGAGCUGACGCUGUAGGAGCACAGCCAGAGAAAGAAGUGCCAGCUGCAGCACCCAAGUCUGAGCUUGUUGAUAGAGUUGAAUCUGAGGAGGAGGAGGAGGAUGUUGUGGUCAUUGCCUCAGAGCCCCAAGAGGAAAUAGAAAUGGAGAUUGGAAAUGAUGAGGAGGAAGAGGAGGACAAAGAGGAGAAAGAUGAGGAUGAGGAAAAUAUUGAGGAUGAGGAUGAAGAAGAAGGUGAUGAAGAUGGAGAGGACGAGGAAGAUGAUGAUGAUGAGGAUGAAGAAGAAGAGGAGCUGGCCAUUGAUGAGGAGGACAGAAAUGAGACAGCCAACAGCUGUGAUACAGCAGGGGAGGACAGUGGGGAAGAGGCUGUAGAUGACUUUGAACAAGAGGUCCAUCCUACUACAAUUGAGGAUCCUCAACCUGUUGAAGAGAAUCACAAGCCAUUGGACAAUGCUGUGCAAAGUGCUUGUCCUUCUAUUCCAGAGGCUGAAGUAGCCAUCCCAUCCUGACAUUUCUAAUCAUCAGUACGUUGUGACUGUGUGAAAGAAUCCCAUGUUUCAUCUCACAGACCUCUAGUUCAUUUCUCCAUGCUUAUGAAAUACCCAAAGUUGACACACAAAACUAUUGACGUGUCUAUUUACAAAACUUUUGUGUGUGUGUGUUUUCCUUGAAUGUUCUAGUUAUUUCCUAUGAAGCUGAAAACAUCAUUUCAAUGACUGUAUUCUGUAAUCGUGUUUUAUUUUCAAGUGAUUAACAAAUGUACAUUUAUCAGGACUAUAAAUAUUUACAUAGCAUAUAUUAGUCUUCACAGAUGUAUUGAUUUUAUUAUUAUUGAUUCCAUCACUCCCUCUUUCUAUAUUGGAUGUAUGAAUGCUGUUUCAACAGAGAAAAUGUUUUGAUGGAUGGCAGGUCUACCUUUUGAGUUGUUUUUUGUUCUUUGUGCAGAGAUUUAUUGGAACUGAACUAAUUGUGUAUAUUUAUGUUGAUUUCACUGUAUCUUGUAUUAGCUCUUCUCUCCAAACUCCCAUGUAUGUAGUGUAAGCCCUCCUGUUGAAUGAACCACUUUGAAUUGCUCUUGUGUAUUGAGUUGAAUGUGUUGGAAGUUAAUUUAUUUUCUUGCCUGCAAUUAGAACAGGAUGAAGUUAUCUCUUGUGUUGUCCAGAUUUAUUUAUUUAUUUAACAUAAGAUUUGAGAAAAAACAUAAAGAAAUGUAUUAGGUCAGCCUAGACUGUCCUGACUUAUCAUCAUUCAUAAGGAACUCCAGGAUUCUUCUGAAUGGCAUAUGUCUAGAUGCAAAAUAAACAUUGGAGUCAGAAGUUGUGUUUCUCCAUCUGAAUUGACCUCAUAUGUACAAAAAAAAAAGUCAGGGAUAAUAACAAACUCCUUAGCCCUAAGGGAAAAUUUUGAAUGUUUCUUCACAUACUGGUAUUUUUAUUGAGUGAAGUUUUUGAAGUGCAGAUACUUAGCAAGUGAUACAGAGUGAUCGAAAGAUGUUCUUUGGUUGAGUGAAGUUUUUGAAGUACAGAUACUAGCAGAGUGAUACAGAGUGAUGGAAAGAUGUUCUUUGGUUGAGUGAAGUUUUUGAAGUACAGAUACUAACAGAGUGAUGGAAAGAUGUUCUUUGCUAAACUCUUGCAGUUAUGAGUAAUCAUUUUCUCAAAUAAAUGAUUUUAGAGUUCUUCAGCCAUCAUGUUAUGUGGAGAAGUGUUGGGACAUCUACAAUGGAGAGUGCCUGGGCAUCUGAACAUUGACCGUACAUUUACUCAUUCUUGUCUGUGUAUUCAAUGUGAGAACAUUCAAUCUGACUUGUCCCAUUGGUUGUGGUGGCUCAGAACUCUUGUUAUUUGGCCGACUCAUCUGACUUGCUGUAAACAUCUUUAGAGUCUUACCUAUUAUUUUGUCUAAGUCACCUAACACUUUUUUUCUUUAUUGAUGACUAUAUAUUGAUGAAUACAUAAGCAAUGUUCAAAUAAAUUGAAAUAAGUUUUGACCAUUGAAUAAAAAUUGAUUUUUUAUAA
Molecule: messenger RNA, 7531 nt
Organism: Biomphalaria glabrata
Lineage: Eukaryota; Metazoa; Mollusca; Gastropoda; Planorbidae
Product: lysine-specific demethylase 5A-like
Exons: 33
Coding region: 128-6022 (1964 amino acids)
Biological process (GO): chromatin remodeling
Cellular component (GO): nucleus
Molecular function (GO): histone demethylase activity; DNA binding
Source: RefSeq, a predicted model, not a curated record